GUGAUACCAAUAAGAUGGACCUGGACUGUAAAAUCACGACCAUCUUCCCCAUUCGACUAUUACAAGCUCCGUCGAGCAAAUUGUUCGGCUACGACCGCACUAUUUCAUUCAUUUCUGUGUUCUCCGGGCGCAAUGUCGUCCCCGAGUAAACCAUUACUUGCACCAGAUCGACCACCCUCGGAGCAUUCGUUUGAGAUGUCGGCAUCCGAAGAGGAUACACUGCUGACCGGCACUCGUGCUCGAGAAGCUCAACCUCAACGCCGUCCUAUUUUCUGGAGAGAAGUUGGCUUAUUCAUAUGGGCAGUUACAGCUACAGCUGCCGUCAUAAUCCUUGGAGUCCUUACCCAGCACCGACGAGAGACAACUCCUGGCGAUGUCGGGAACAAACCGAGUGGGAAGCGCAACCUCGUCUUCAUGGUUUCCGACGGCAUGGGACCUGCAAGUCUUUCCCUGACACGAAGCUUUAGGCAAUACGAAGGAAAACUGGCUAUCGAUGAUAUAUUACAACUGGACCAGCAUCUCAUAGGGCAGUCACGCACCAGGUCCAGCAGCAGCUUGGUUACAGACUCGGCAGCCGGCGCGACAGCAUUCUCCUGCGGACUCAAGAACUACAAUGGAGCCAUUUCAGUUUUACCAGACCACACGGCGUGUGGAACCGUGUUAGAAGCAGCAAAGAAGGCGGGAUACCUGACGGGACUGGUGGUUACGACGGACCUCACGGAUGCGACACCUGCUUGCUUCGCUUCCCAUGUGAACUUGCGUUCGGAGGGGGACAGCAUCGCCGCACAAGAAGUUGGAGAACACCCGCUUGGCAGAGUUGUGGACUUGAUGCUCGGCGGUGGCCGCUGCCACUUCCUGCCCAACACGACAGACGGGAGCUGCAGAAAAGACACCAGAGACAUCACCAAGCUAGCUCAAGAGAAAUACGGAUGGAACUACAUCAAUGAUAGGGCAGGAUUUGAUAAGCUGAAGUUUGGAAAGGACGUGAAGCUGCCGCUGCUAGGGUUGUUCGCUGGGUCUGACAUUCCAUAUGAGAUCGAUCGUCGAAAUCAGAAUGAUGUUUACCCGUCAUUGGAUGAAAUGGCUAGAACCGCUCUCACUGCCCUGGAGGCAGCCACCAAGGACAGCGACAAGGGAUUCUUUCUCUUGAUCGAAGGAAGCCGGAUUGAUCAUGCUGGUCACGGUAAUGACCCAGCAGCGCAGGUCCACGAGGUUCUUGCCUAUGACAAGGCCUUCGGUAGCGUCCUGAAAUUCCUCGCCAAGAGCAAGGAUGAAGGAGUUGUUGUCGGCACUAGCGAUCACGAAACCGGCGGCUUGUCCAUCGCCAGGCAAAAUAACCCAACCUAUCCACAAUACCUCUGGUACCCAGAGGUGCUCUCCAAGGCCACCCACUCUGCUGAGUAUCUCGGUUUUGAACUCUUCGAUCGCGCUGAGGCAGCUCAAUCUACAUCGGAGGAUAUCGAGAAAUAUGUUCGCAACACCCUUGUGAAAGACGGACUUGGUAUUACCGAUGCUGAAGACGAUGAAAUCCGCGCCAUUCUGGAUAAACCACUGGUGGCCUCUCCUCUAUUUGCCAAUAUGAUCAGCAAGAGGGCGCAGAUUGGCUGGAGCACCCACGGCCACUCGGGUGUGGAUGUGAAUAUUUAUGGGUCGAAGGGCUCUGAGAAGCUAAUCGGCAACCAUGAAAACACAGGUGUCGGGAAGUUCCUGAGGGAGUAUUUGGACGUCGAUGUUGAGGCUAUUACAAAGGAGCUGAACAAGAAGUCCAGCGCGUUCGAGGUGGCGAGCUUAGGAGAGGGGUGGACUGGGCCUAUUCCCACCGAGGAAGAGGUGUUAAAGGCAGCUGAUCAUUACGAUGCUUCUCUAAACCACCGCAGACAUUGAGGCUUAGUCCACAAUACGAGGCGAGUCCAUUAUUGUCAUUUCAACGCUCUUGUUUGGCCGUGUGCUUGUCAUGGAUAUCUACGGAGUUUCGUCGUUCCAGAGUUCAAUGGUCGUUUAUGUAACAACAUACCCAUGGAUUUUAUCUCUCUGUAUUCUGCUCACUGACCUGUACCUUCCUUACGCAGCGCAAUCUAAAUUCAGCUGUUGAUAAUGUUGGAACUACGUUCCUAGAAGUACGCUACACAGUGUAGUCUGUAUACGGCGGUAUAUAUAUGGCUUCGCACCCGUAGUUUACUUAAUUAAGUCGUUAAACUCCAAAUUUGUGCUCAACAAUUUGGACUCUGAUCUAGCCUACACACUGCCUUUCCUUUGCUUGCUAAGGGGAUUAGAGAUCAUGGUUUAUUUGGCCGUGGCGGCAUUAGGUAAC
Messenger RNA from Pseudogymnoascus destructans, 2311 nucleotides. RefSeq lists its product as uncharacterized. Gene Ontology annotation, molecular function: alkaline phosphatase activity. The record is from RefSeq and is a predicted model, not a curated record. The transcript has 2 exons. Bases 133 to 1884 code for a protein of 583 amino acids. NCBI's taxonomy places the organism in Eukaryota, Fungi, Ascomycota, Leotiomycetes, Thelebolales, Thelebolaceae. Gene Ontology annotation, biological process: dephosphorylation. Gene Ontology annotation, cellular component: fungal-type vacuole membrane.